UAGGGAAGCUUUUUUUUUUUCCCCCCCCCCUUUAACCAAAUGUGGUUUAUUCUAUGUUGAAUGCAGCUGAACUGAAACUUGUGUAAAGAAUCAGAACAUGCAGCUACUUGAACAACGGUCAUUAAUUUCACAUGUUGGCCAGAAAGUUUAAUAAAUGGAGAUUGCUUGUUCCUUUCUAGACCUAAACCUUUCUUUACUGCACGAAUUGGCAGAGGCUUAUUUUAAGUAUGCUAACUUGUCUCUUUUUUUCAUGGCUUACAAACUGACUCGCAUACAGCAAAAAUAUGCUUUGGAUCCAGGGGAGGGGGAAGGAAUGUAUGUCUUCUGUAGCAUGUGAAGGCAAACACUAAUUUCAUGUAAAAUGAUGAAAGGGAAAAGAAAACUGUUUUCCUCUAACUUUAUCAUGACCAUCUGGGCUAGGUUUGAAAAAGUCUUGCAACUGUUUUGUAAUUGAUUGCUCUGUUGAAUACAGUUUAAAUCUUCUCUCUUUCUCCUUUCAUCAGAAAAAUGAGUGGUGGGUUGGCACCAAGCAAAAGCACAGUGUAUGUGUCCAAUUUACCCUUUGCUUUGACAAACAACGAUCUGUACAGGAUCUUUUCGAAGUAUGGGAAAGUUGUCAAAGUUACUAUUAUGAAAGACAAAGACACCAGGAAGAGCAAAGGAGUUGCCUUUAUUUUGUUUUUGGAUAAAGAAUCUGCACAAAACUGUUCUCGGGCACUUAAUAACAAACAGUUGUUUGGAAGAGUAAUAAAAGCAAGUAUUGCCAUUGAUAAUGGAAGAGCAGCAGAAUUCAUUCGCAGGCGUAACUACUUUGAUAAGUCUAAGUGUUACGAAUGUGGGGAAGCAGGACAUUUAAGUUACGCUUGUCCAAAAAAUAUGCUAGGAGAGCGUGAGCCACCAAAAAAAAAAGAAAAGAAGAAGAGAAAGAAAACAGUUGAGCCAGAAGAAAUUGAGGAGGAAGAAGAAAGUGAAGAGGAAGGAGAAGACCCUGCUCUAGAUAGCCUCAGCCAAGCCAUAGCUUUUCAGCAAGCCAAAAUUGAAGAGGAACAACAAAGAUGGACGCAGACUGCAGGGGAAUCUUCCAUUUCAGAUGAUUCAAAACGUCCACGGAUUAAGAAAAGUGCUUAUUUCAGUGAUGAGGAAGAACUUAGUGAUUGAAAUAAUACUGUUUUAUAUGCAUCUGUAAUGUAUAUAUAGUGUACAUUUUGUAAAGUGCUACAGAGUUAUCUGUAAUAGAGGUCUGUCUUGGUGUUGAAAACACUGAAAAUCAUGUUAUAGUUCUACACUGCCCCCUGAACCUUCCAUCUUUUGAUCUCUGUCUCUCAAAACUUCACCUUUUGAGGCAGCUUCUUAAGAAAAUGAUGUGUUUCUACACUUAAUUCCAGAAAAUAUCUGAGAGAAUGCUUCUUGCAGUUAGUAUCUAGACCCAAACCCUGGAAGUGAAUCUUUCAUAAGAGAAUUUCCCACAAUUUUUUUUUUCUUAAGAGGGGUUCCUCUUAGGAUCACUGUUAGCACCAGUGACACUUUAUAUGUUAGUCUGUUUAUUGCCUGUUUGGAAGCAGUGCUUUAGUAGUACUUUAGUAGUAUAUGAAUCUUGCACUAGUUUCUCUGCAUAGGCUUGAAUUUCAGCCUUAAGCAUUGUACUAGUCUUUUAACUCUUCUAACUCUUCAUGCAGUAAUGUAAUAAAUUACUGUCACAUCA
Molecule: messenger RNA, 1702 nt
Organism: Egretta garzetta (little egret)
Lineage: Eukaryota; Metazoa; Chordata; Aves; Pelecaniformes; Ardeidae
Gene: ZCRB1
Product: zinc finger CCHC-type and RNA binding motif containing 1
Exons: 7
Coding region: 508-1158 (216 amino acids)
Biological process (GO): mRNA splicing, via spliceosome
Cellular component (GO): U12-type spliceosomal complex
Molecular function (GO): zinc ion binding; RNA binding
Source: RefSeq, a predicted model, not a curated record